CCUCCGACGAGGACCUUACUCUGCUCCCGUCAGACGACUCAAACCCAUCCUUGGACCUUCACAGGCUUCACCCCAUCAGCGACGGUUUUCUCUUCGAUCCAUCAGUAUUUGUUCUCAAUCGAUCAAUGGCAGACCGUGGUGAAAGAGGUCGGCCGUCCAAAAAGCACAAGUCCUCGUCAAAAGCCGCUCAGGUUGUGGAAGAAGAAGAGCUCUAUUUCGGAGAAGAUUCGGAUGAUGAUAGGCGACGAGGAGAGACGAAGAAGAAUGACUUCACGAAGCUUGAGUUGAAGCCUGAUCACGUAAACAGGCCCCUUUGGGCGUGCGGCGACGGCAGGAUAUUUCUUGAGACGUUUUCUCCUUUGUAUAAACAGGCUUAUGACUUCCUCAUUGCCAUUGCUGAGCCAGUGUGCAGGUGA
This is a messenger RNA of Asparagus officinalis (garden asparagus), 416 nucleotides long. Its product is annotated as DNA repair helicase XPB1-like. Gene Ontology annotation, biological process: transcription initiation at RNA polymerase II promoter; nucleotide-excision repair. The transcript has 5 exons. The record is from RefSeq and is a predicted model, not a curated record. Gene Ontology annotation, cellular component: nucleotide-excision repair factor 3 complex; transcription preinitiation complex; transcription factor TFIIH holo complex. Gene Ontology annotation, molecular function: 3'-5' DNA helicase activity. The coding region runs from base 126 to 416 and encodes 96 amino acids. Lineage: Eukaryota; Viridiplantae; Streptophyta; Magnoliopsida; Asparagales; Asparagaceae.